Messenger RNA from Culicoides brevitarsis, 4285 nucleotides. RefSeq names its product repetitive organellar protein-like. The coding region runs from base 161 to 3880 and encodes 1239 amino acids. The record is from RefSeq and is a predicted model, not a curated record. The transcript is spliced from 10 exons. NCBI's taxonomy places the organism in Eukaryota, Metazoa, Arthropoda, Insecta, Diptera, Ceratopogonidae.
UACAGAAACGACGUCCGCUGAUGACAGUUACGAUGCGAGAACGUUUGCGCUAACAAGUGAACCAAUUUCGAAAUUUUCACCCAAGUUAUUUGCGUUACGUGAGACGACACGGAGAAACGACAAAAACACAAAUUCUGGUGGUUUUUUUAAUGACUUUAUAAUGGGCAAAGGUAGAAAUCGUCAUCGCGGUCCGCGAUCGAAUCCCGUUCAAACGCCGCCGCCGAAGAAAAAUGCGCCGAAAAACAAACAAACGUCACAUGGCACCCCAACUGCUGCUGCCGCUGUUGCUGCUGAAACGAAGAAAAACAACAAAAAUGAUGAAAAUUCGCCACAAAAAUUCAAUUCGACGACAUUGCCUGAGAAACGAAAAACCCAAGGCGAUAAUCAGCAGCGUGAAAAAUGCAAAGAGAAACAGGAGCAAGUGAGAGAUGUCGUUAAAAAUAACAACGUUGCGAGCGAAUCUGACGUUAAUGGUGACGUCGCAGCUGAAAAACAUUCGUCGCCGACGACGACGACGGAAAACGGUGCAUCUUCAUUCAUUCACACGGAGCCAUUGAAUGAACAAGAAGGCAACGACGUCGCCUCAAAUUUAUUAUUUUCGAGAGAAAAUUCGAAUGAAUUUGCUCCGCCAGAGAAGAAAAGUAAGACUUGCGACACAACAGCGACGAUACAUCAACCGAGUGACACCAACGACGAAGAGGCUGUAGAAAAUUUGGGGGAAAAUCGCCAAGAAAUAAGCAGCGAAAACUGUGAGACAGAUGAAAUGGGGCAACCGAAUAGUAAAAACGGUCCGAAUAGUAGUAACGGUCUCCCGAAAAAUGAUUCGAGUGCGAGUUUAGACGCAGCUGCAGCAACAUCCUCAAGCCAGUUAGACAUCAAAAUGGGCUCGGAUGACUCGACAAGCCCCACGGAGCGCGCUACAAGUCCCGGAGUUAAAAGUGUCCGUUUUAACGACGAAAAUUUGUGUAGUUAUGCGGAUGAUAUUUUCUACGAAGCCAACGAGACGAGUCUCGGAUCGACAACGUCGCUCGAUACGCUGCCAAAUAAUUUAGAUAAUUCCAAAAGUGAUGAAAAUGUGCAAAAAGUUCCUUUAGAAGAUGCCGAAGACUUUGAUCUAAUCGAGGAAGACGACGACGACAUAACGUCGACAUAUGAGGAAGCUCAGUCAAUUAGUGUUCUUGUGACAAACGAUGAAUUUUACGAAAAUAUUGUGCAAUCGCCAUCGUCAAAAAAUAAUGUGCAAAUAAAUAAUCACGAAGAAAAUUCUCACGAUAGUGCAUUUAAUGAUGAUGACGAUGUCGAUGUUGAUGAUUGUGAGAAAAAUAACGUUGAAAAUCUAGAAAAAACAAGCAUUUACAACAACAACAACGCCGAAAAUGACAAAAUAAAUGAAGAAGAUCAAGUGAAAAAAUCGACUGAUAACAAAAAUUUUAGUGAAAAUAUUCAUUCCUUAAACGAAAACGACGAAAAAGUGAAAAAUCUCUACAUGGAAGACACCAUCAGCUUACCGGACAUUGUUGAGUCCAGCAAUCAUCCGCUCAAUGGAAUAGCAGAAGAUGAAAAAACCGAUGAAAAGCGUGAUCUCGUCAAUCAAGAAUCGCGAUACAAUGUUCAACUGGAAGCGGCUGCGCAAAAGGUCAUCGAGCUGAAAUCGCAAAUUAACGAGCUGGAACGCGACAUUUCGAACAAAACUGGAGUGCAAGAACGUCUCCAAGCCGAGCUUGAUGCUGCUAAUAAGGAUUCCGAAACGGUUCGUAUGAAGUUGAAACAACAAGCGGAAGAGUUGGAACGACUAAGGUUAGAGGCUGACGACCAAACGGAGGAAUGGAGACAAAAAUACUACGACUUGGAGAAAGUUCAUGCCGAGACCGAGGAAAAGUUAAAAGGAGCUCAAACGUUAGCGACAUCGCUGCAGAUACAGAUUGCCGAUGUGCGAAGUGACACGGAAAAGUGUCAGUUAGAGAAGGAAAAACUCAUGGACGAGAAAACGGAGGAGCAAAAAGUGCUCCGCGAGGCACUCGAUAAAGCCAUCAAGGAACGCAAUGAGAUCGAGGCCAAGUGGAAGCAUGACUUUGAGCAAUUGCGUAACGUUAAUUCGGACCGCGAAGAGCGUCUCAUGGAGGAUUGCGAAUGGAAGAUGCGCUCGAUGCAGAAACAGUGCAAAGAAAAGCUGGAAAAUGCGGAAAAGGAACGUCUUGCUGCCGUACAAAAAAUGACAAAAAUCGAGGAGGAUUGCAAACGUCACACAAUCGAGCUUCAAAAUGUCAAGAGCUAUGAACUGGAACUCAGCCAAUUACGGAAUUUAACAAAUGGACAACAUGAAACGAUUGCUCAAUAUCGCCAACAAAUCGACGAGUUGAAAGCUGAAGUGGCGACCGUUACAAAGAAAUUGGAUGAGGAAAUUGAAAAUUGCAAGGAUAUUAAGAAGAAAUGUGAAUUACAAAUGAUAGAAAAGGAAAAAGAUGCAAUUAACCGCAUUGAUAUUGCUCGCGGAACAAUAGCCAUGCAAUGGGAAGACAAAUUACUCGAAGAAAUGGCCCGUUUAAAGAUGGAACUCGAACAAAUCGGACUCGAAGAGAAGCAAGAAGCUCUCGCAAAGCUCAGAAAGGAAACUGACGAGGAAUUACAAGCUUUGACAUCAACAUUCACCGCAAAACAGGAAGAAUUGGAGCAAGAAAUCGCCAGUUUGAAAGAAGCGUUGGAGAAGAAACAACAGGAAUACGUAGAACUUCAAGCGAAAUCUGAUUCCACGAUGAUGGAGACGCGCCAAUAUUUGGAUCGGGCGGAACGUGACAGUCAGGUUGCUUUGGAGAGGGAAAUUAGGAAGCGGGAAAGCGUUAUUGAAACCAUGAAACAAGAACACGACCAAGAAAUUGAACAGUUGGCACAAAAAUGGGAAACGCGACUUGAACGGUUGCAGGAGGAAUACCAAAGGGACAUCUCAGACCAAACGGAGCUCCUGAAAUCGAAACACAAACGGGAAAUGGAGGAACAAUGGAAACAAUUGGUAGCAGAAAAGGAAGAGGCAUUACAAAGUAUUGAAUCAAAACACAAGAAAAAGAUUGAAGAAGCUGAAAAUCAUAUAAGAGAGCUUGUUACGCGCCACGAAGAGGCCUUGAAGGAACUUCAGGAAGCCCAUACGUCGGAACGGAGUGCCUUGGAGCGACGUGAUGCCAAGAAUGUGCAGGAAAUUGAUACGUUACACAAAAAGUGUCGUUGUCUCACGAAACUUUUUGAGGAGAUGAGAAUGCGCUACGAGCGUCGUGAUCCUCGUCCGGAAGAUUUGCGUCAAAUAACGGAGCUAAAGAGCAUCGUGGAAGCACAAGAUCGUGAUUUACGCAUCCUCACCGAACGUUUCCGCGAGAUCCAAAUUUUCCAACAGCACACACAGAACAUGAUGCAUUCACACAGUCUGCCGCCCUAUGCUCAAGUCGUUGCCCAGCAACAAGCUGCACAAGCAGCUCAGCAGCAGCAACAACAAUCGCAACAACAACAACAACCCGGUCAACCUCCUGUCCAAAUGAUUCCACCGAUGCGUGCCAAGAGCAAAAGUCGCACUCCCGUUCCAAAUGGCACGCCACUUCCGCCCGUCAUCCCUCCGCCGCCAAUUUCGAGUGCCAUGAUGCAAAUGUUCGCGAACCCAGCGCACGUCGGAAGUCCCGUUUGCGAAGUCAUCUACGAAGAGAACGAGGAAAAUGACCAAAUGAACGGAUUCGCUGCCCAAAAUGGUCACAAGAAGGAAUGCACGCCCGCACGAAUGAAUGGCGAUUCGCAUAUUCCGCCACCCGUCGACCAAAAAGCCAUCGUUAAUGAUAUAAUUAAUGAAGUUGUGGCUUCAGCGCACAUUCAGGCGCACGGAUUAGCCGAAUCUGCCUUUUAAGUGUCUUUUACAAUUGUUCGGUAAAAGGCAAGCGACAAUUAUUUUUUACAAAAAAAAAAAGAAAAUUAUUUGUGUAUUAUUUUUAAUUAAAUAAUUUAAAAUGAAACGAAAAAAAAAAUUACAAAACUGAUGUAAAUAUAAUUUAAAAGCAAUGAAAACUUAGCAAAAAAAUAUCAAUAAAUAUUUUAUUUUUAUUUAUUUUUCACAUCGGGAGCUCUCACGACUCCUGUAGAAUUUCAUGUGAGAAGCAAUCAAAAUUUUUUACUUUGUACAGAAAAAAUGCUUGUGAAAUAUUGUAAUUUUUAAGAAAAAUAAGAAAAUUAUCUCAAAAAUUGUUCUUUAAAAUAGUUUUAAAGCUGUGCCUUCGAAUUAUUAUAUACGAUACAAAAAUUUAUUUAAAUAAAU